UGAUCCCCGACGUCUGCUUCCUCGGCCGCACGAAUCUCUUCACGCUCUCGCGGAGAAAACGUUGUCAUUCAACUCCGGCCGCUUCCUUUUCCACCGGACCGAAGCGGCGAGGGACACGAGGCGUAGCAAACGGAAGGGGAAAUCGGAGUUAUCUUCGGAGAACCCGUCGGGGUGCGCGGCCGUCCGGUGGUUUCCGGGCUGGUCUGGAGGGUUUCAGAUGGAUGGCGAUGAAGCAAAAGAAUCAGCUCCGGAUUUUGCAUCCGUAGCAGUCAGUGCUAUGUGUCUUGAUGUCUCUUGUGAGCAUGAAUCAACACAGCCAGCAAGGAAGCAGCAGAAGAGGAAGAGGGCCUCCUCUGAAUUGGAUAUAGUGGAUAAAGAAUCUGCUUCUGCUGAAUGGCAACAAGAAAUUGAUGCAUUGUAUGAAUAUUACAAGGAGGUUUCUGGUCAUCAUCUGAAUCCAGAGGAGCUUGCGUGCUUGACAGGUGACUCGAAUAUAGCAUGCUUGCUGGAGGAGAGCAGUCUCCCUUGUGCAAAGUUAACAGAUAAAAUCUACAAGAGAAUGAAGUUGCAAGAUGGUGUCACAGAGUCUUCAGUGCGAAACUCGGUGCUCAACAUUGGUAGGAGAUCUUCGUAUGGGAUUUGUGCUAUGGAUGUUGAUGAGCUGGAGGAUGAGUCUGAUUCAUGCCUUUGGUGUUGGGAGACACUGGAUUUAGCAUUGUUACCCUCGCAUCUGCAUAGUAGUUUGAGCAUUCGACGGACAGCUCGAAAGCUAAUCCAUGAAAGGAUUCUGUCUCUUUCAGGCAAGCUGGCUGCCAAAGACGCUCCUAAUACUCAUACCAACCAGAACAGUUGUUCAGUAAAUGCUGUGGAAGUGCAAAAUCUGGAUGAGAUUUGCUCUUAUGUUGAGAAGUCAAAAGAGAAGACUGAUGCUGACAUAACUAAAAUGCAAAGCAAAACAAAAGCACAAGAGGAACAAGCUACCAGGAAAGCCGUGAAGGAACAGCAAAUGAUGGCGAGGCAGAUCGAAAAUGAGCAAAAGAAGAAAGAUAUGGAACUUAAGCAUAUGAAAGAAAAAGCUGAGAGGGAAGCAAAAAGUGUCGAGAGAGAAAAUAAGCGGCUAAAGAAGCAUCAGGAAGAAGUAGAGAGGGCAAAGAAGAGGAAAGAGAAGGAAGAGGCUGAGUUGAAAAGGAAGGCUUCCACUAAAAAGCAAGCAAACUUCAUGGAGGGUCUAUUUAUAAGAAAGCGGAAUAAUAACAUGGAAAGUUCUGGUAAUCAUUAUUUGGAGAAAACUAUAAAUUCAAAAUCAUCAGGAACUAUUGAAGAACUUCCUGUUGCAGCUACAUUAGCAAUGGACUGUACAUUGUCUCAAGCAAAUCAUUUGAGAGUGGGGGAAUUCUGGGUGGAACAUGUUUCUAGAUGGAGAAAACUCUCUCAACAUAACAGAUUGCACCAUUGGUGUGUUAGGAGAAGUCCUAAGGUUCAGUUGUUUCUUGAGCUAAAGCUACAGAAGUCCUCUGCAACUGCACCUUCUGAUAAUAUGCCAAUUCCAAUAAAAGAACAGUCAUCUCAGGAGAGCACAGGAAGCAUUGAUUUCAGCAAACUUCUUGAUGAACUGAAAAUAUCAUCUCAUGGGAAGAAUAUCCAUUCUAGAACUGUUCAGAAUAGCAUAUCAUCUUCAGCUUUUUUGGUCAAGAAGCUUUUGCAGUUUGAUAGAAGCUUUAGGCCAGCAUAUUACGGUACCUGGAGAAAGAAGAGUUCUACAGUUAGUGGAAGGCAACCCUUUCAGAGGGACCCAGAACUCAAUUACGAUGUUGAGAGUGAUGAAGAAUGGGAAGAGGAGGAUUCUGGUGAAAGACUAUCUGAUUUUGAGGAAGAUGAUGAGACUAUGAAUGAACGUGAUUACGUGAUUAAUGUGGAAGAGGAAACUGAGAACAGUUUUGUAGUGCCUGAUGGUGAUCUUUCAGGGGAUGAGGGAAUGCAAUAUGAGCCUGUAUCUGUCAAAUAUGAUGAAUCCUGCAGCAUGCUGAGCAACCCUGGGGUUACAGAUGAGCAGAGAUUUCUUCAUAGAGCCACAGAAGAUGCUCUCAAGAUAGACAUGCCUUUAGUCAUAUCCAACCUAGAUCAUAGGAAACUUGACCUGAAGAAAGCUGAAGGUAUCACUGCAGAGAAAGUCUGUUUGCAAGCUCUUUGUAUGAAGAAAUACCCCAGCGGCCCUAUCAUUGAUGUGCCUGUGGUUGCUAAAGUGACAAUAGAAGAUCAAGAAUUUCGCCAAUCAAACAAAAAGAGCCCUAGAACACCUGUACCAUCCAAAUCCAUUUCAGAGUCAGACAUGCCUGAAUUUGCCAAACUAGUUACAUCAUGCUCUCAUGGGAUGGGCAAAUUGGUGGACUUAUUACAUGAGAGAUUUCCAUGUGUCUCUAAGUUGCAACUGAAGAACAAAGUUCGGGAGAUAGCUGACUUUACCCAUAACCGCUGGCAGGUUAAGAAGGAUAUCUUGGAUAUGUACAGUGUAUGUCUUUCUCCAGAUAAAGUUGCAAGCCCGAAAUGUGCAGCGCCACACUCCUCCCAACACUGCCUGCCGCCCGAUGAGCCGGGCAAGUCAGGGGAAUCUUCUCCCUGUUCCGCCCUGAAAUCAGAAGUGAGCAAACAACAAAUCGGUGCCGAAGGGGUAUCCAAUAACUGAUAAUUGAGGUCCCUGCGCGCCACAUCUUGAUCCUUGAUAAUUGAGGUUCGGGCCGUAAGCAAGACUCGGUGUAGCACCGCGCAUGUAUAUUUGCUUGUUAGGUCAUACAAAGUAUAUCUAGAUAUGUAGGUUCAGUGUACAGAAUCUCCAUAUACUAGCAAGUAGGUGCUCUAACCUGUGUUGUGUUACUGAAGCAGUCUGGGAUUUCUCUCAGUAAUGGUUUGCUCUGUACCACACCCAUGUGAAUCCAAACUGGUUCCUGGUGUUUCACUCUCAAUAUAAUUUUUUUAAGAGGACAACUGGUUCCUGGU
This is a messenger RNA of Setaria italica (foxtail millet), 2994 nucleotides long. RefSeq names its product chromatin assembly factor 1 subunit FSM. Bases 218 to 2683 code for a protein of 821 amino acids. Lineage: Eukaryota; Viridiplantae; Streptophyta; Magnoliopsida; Poales; Poaceae. The transcript is spliced from 13 exons. Gene Ontology annotation, biological process: nucleosome assembly. Gene Ontology annotation, cellular component: nucleus; CAF-1 complex. The record is from RefSeq and is a predicted model, not a curated record.